Egretta garzetta (little egret) is the source of this 696-nucleotide messenger RNA. RefSeq names its product goosecoid homeobox (gene GSC). Gene Ontology annotation, molecular function: RNA polymerase II cis-regulatory region sequence-specific DNA binding; DNA-binding transcription factor activity, RNA polymerase II-specific. Gene Ontology annotation, cellular component: nucleus. NCBI's taxonomy places the organism in Eukaryota, Metazoa, Chordata, Aves, Pelecaniformes, Ardeidae. The record is from RefSeq and is a predicted model, not a curated record. Gene Ontology annotation, biological process: regulation of transcription by RNA polymerase II.
AUGACGUCGCCUGGGUAUAAAAAAGGGAAGAGGUUCAGAUGGAUUAUACUCCGAGCAGCCCUCUGGGUUGAGAUCAGUAAACAGGCGAGAGUUGAGGGGGGAAAGUUCCCGGGGUGGAUCCUGCGCGCACACGCACGCACAGCACAGGCGCGCACAGGCACACCCGCACGCUCUGCCCGCAAGCUGCCCUCGGAAAAAGCUCCGCUCUUUUCGCUCCGAUCCCUUUUUGAGAUUUCUCUUAAAAGUUUCGGUUUCGUGUCUCUCCAGCCUUCUCUCCCCCCCCGUUACGAGGGCACUGGGUCAGUCCUGAUGUCCCCUGUUCCCCAUCAGAUGUUGCCCUACAUGAACGUGGGCACUUUGUCCCGGACGGAGCUGCAGUUACUGAACCAGCUGCACUGCAGGCGAAAAAGGCGGCAUCGGACCAUCUUCACUGACGAGCAGCUAGAAGCGCUGGAAAACCUCUUCCAGGAAACGAAAUACCCAGACGUGGGCACCAGGGAGCAGCUGGCCAGGAGGGUGCACUUAAGAGAGGAAAAAGUGGAGGUUUGGUUCAAAAACCGCCGGGCGAAGUGGAGGAGGCAAAAGCGAUCGUCCUCGGAGGAGUCAGAAAACGCACAAAAAUGGAAUAAAGCGUCUAAAACCUCUCCGGAGAAGAGACCAGACGACGGGAAAAGUGACUUGGACUCCGACAGCUGA